Gordionus sp. m RMFG-2023 is the source of this 2644-nucleotide messenger RNA. RefSeq lists its product as uncharacterized. Lineage: Eukaryota; Metazoa; Nematomorpha; Gordioida; Chordodea; Parachordodidae. Gene Ontology annotation, cellular component: cytoplasmic ribonucleoprotein granule; nucleus. Gene Ontology annotation, molecular function: mRNA binding; RNA endonuclease activity. The coding region runs from base 84 to 2420 and encodes 778 amino acids. The record is from RefSeq and is a predicted model, not a curated record. The transcript has 10 exons.
CCUAUAUAAAUUUGUUUAACAUCAACGAACAUAAUUUAUUUAAAGCUUCGUGUUAUAACAAUCAAUUAUAUCAUCACCGUGAUAUGCUAGCUACCCGAAUCAAUAGAGAUCAACUCGUUUCAUUGACACAAUCAGUUAUGAUGAAUGAUAUUGACCCUGAAUCAUUAACAAAAGAUAACCAAAAAUCCCAGGAAUCACUUAUUUCUAUAUAUGAUUUGGAUCAUCUUCCCAGUAAACGCCAAAUAUGGGAAGAAUCUGAACACCAAAAUAUCUCUACUUUUCAAAAAUCUCCAAAGAAUAAUUUUUAUAACGAUGCUUUACAUAUCCUUAAAAAUACAUCUCCAAAUCCCCAGUCUAGCGAUUUUUAUAACCAAUUAACGGAAUCACUUAAAACUGGAUAUGAUAAAUCGAAGUCCGAAUUAAGGCACAUCAUAAUUGACGGAAGUAACGUCGCUAUGAAUCACGGCAACAAAAGAGUAUUCUCAUGUAAAGGUAUCGAGAUAUGCGUAAAUUGGUUUACUUGCAGGGGUCAUAAAGACGUUACUGUAUUUGUUCCUCAGUGGAGGACAGAAGUUUCUAAAGAUGAGACCUCGAUACGAAAUCAGGAGAUAUUGUAUCGAUUAGAAAAUGAGAAAAAAUUAGUCUUCACUCCAUCCCGAAAAGUGUUAGUCUUUGACGAUGUGAAUUCUGAAUCAAACUUCUCGGAAGAUAUGCCAGAGCCAGAUGAUUGCAAAAAGUCGAAUACUAAGCCCAAAUACAAAAGAAUCAUUUGUUACGAUGAUAGAUACAUUAUCAAGUUUGCCCUUGAAAUGGACGGCAUAAUAGUCUCCAAUGAUAACUAUAGAGAUCUAGCUAUGGAAUCGCCAUGUUUUGCAAGGGUCAUCGAAAAAAGGCUCCUCAUGUACACCUUCAUCAAUGACAAAUUUAUGCCUCCGGAUGAUCCAUUGGGUAGAAAUGGACCCAACAUAGAUGACUUUUUGUGCAAUCUUACAUCAACCCCAUUGUCUCCUAAUUUACAACAAAGUCAAGAAAAAAAAGAUAUAGUUUUACCUGUUUGCCCAUAUGGUCCCAAAUGUACUUACGGUAGCAAAUGUAAAUUCGAUCAUCCAGAGAAAAAAAGCAAAUCUCGUAAACAGGUUACCGAAAAGCAAGCCGUUCAAGCUAUGAAAGAAAUGGAAAAAUUUUUACUAAAAGAAAAAAUAGGCAAAAAAGCUCUCUGCAGGACUUUCUCGCUUCAAACUUCACCAGCCUUAUUUAAUAAUGACCAGUGUAACAAGCAAAACCUAUGUUUUAACCAAACAACUAACAACCAUUUAAAAGUUACUUCCCAUCAGCAAACACUUUCUUUGGUUGACUCCAAAAAAGGUCCUUCAUUCGAGCACUUCAAAUUUAGACACAACAAUAGUCUAAAGCAAACGGGAAAUAAAAUAAUGAACGAAUACCCCGAUAAAUUCGCCGUCUCACCAAGCUCUUCUAUUGAUAACAAAGUGAAACUUCAAUCCAAAUACAGUUUACCCAAUUACAAUCAAAACGUUAUUCAAAGCGAUAAAUUAAUUUUUAAUUCACCAUUCAACACAAUUUAUAACACAUAUCUACACGGAACCAAUAAGAGAUAUUUAGGCAAAACUGCAAGCGAUCCCUUUUCCAGCUUAAAUCGCCAACUCAAACCUAAUACUGAUUUGUUUUCACAGUAUGGUGACUCUCCUUCUCACACCAAUAUCAGUUACAAAUUUCCUUACAACGUUUCUCUACAUCCGCCUAGUACUAUAUUCUACCAAUCCAAUACCCCAGUCUUGCCACCCUCACCAUACGAUACUUGUUUAUCCCAUGCACCCGAUGAUUUUUCAGCACUCUCACAACAUUUAUCGUCCCUUAAUAUCUCGACUUCUUCACAUUUUUUUCCGCAAACAAUGAAAGUCACUGCUCAUCAAACAUUUCAACCCCUUUGCUCUAACGCAAAUUACGAUUUAGUUUCUCUCCAAUCCGCCCAAAAUGCUUUUGGUGGUGAUAAUCCUGAACCCUUAUUAAAAUCUCUUACCCAAAAUGACAAAUCCCCAAUAUCUUCCUUACCACUGAAUAUAUUGGGUUUUUUACACAGCUACGAAAAUCAAUGUGACCUAAAUUUCCAAAAAACGAAUCUGCUUAAUCAAUCCCACACCAGUCCUACCUCAAAUUACAAUAAUUCCAAGGUAACCGAUCAUUACAUUAAUUUAGAAGCUAAUAAUGGACCCACAACGAACAAUAAUUACGAUGGCCUGAACAGGAUCUUUAAUAAUAAUUUCGAAGCAAUCGAUAAAAAGCAUGAGUUGUAUUAUCACCUAUCUUCACUAUUUCCCGAACAUCAAGUUCGAUAUGUCAUGAAGCUUUACCCUGAGCUUACUGAUGCUAAAAUUUUGUGUUCCAUUUUGUUAAAGAUGUGAAGCAAUGAUUUCGACAGUAUUUACUUCUAAAAAAAAAUUAUUUCCUAUAUAAUAUUAAGUAAAAAUAUUAUAAAAUAUUUGUAAAGGGAUACGCAAAAUUCUGAAUCUUAAAUCAGUUAGAUUUCAAGAUUCUAUAUACAAAAAUAUAUCUAGUCUAUAAUUUAAAAUGUAUAAAAUUUAUUUUCAUGAGAAGUAAUCUUUAUUUGUUUGUAUAAAAAUUCGAC